Messenger RNA from Ostreobium quekettii, 330 nucleotides. Lineage: Eukaryota; Viridiplantae; Chlorophyta; Ulvophyceae; Bryopsidales; Ostreobiaceae. The record is from the annotation of a GenBank genome assembly.
AUGAAUGUAAGGUCAUUGCUUGCACUGCAUUUCGCCAUGGCCGAUUGCGGUUUGCAAUUGGCAAUUUGUGUGGCAUGUGCUAGCUUGAAGUUUCUUUUUUCAAACAGGGCUCACGUCCCCUUGCUUGAUGCAUUUGUUGCAUUGUCACUCCUGCCUACACUUUGUACUGGCCGACCAGUGCACCACGAGAACUGCAUCACACGAACACAUCGCGAUACAGCAGAUGCUUGGAGCCUCAUUGCUAUCCGCAGGCACUUCAACCACAAGUCUUCAUGCCAAGUCGGAAGGGGGGUGCAGCAAUGUGGCGGCCACUUGAGCAAGCAGGAGUGA